AUGGCAAGCAAACGACCGGAAUUCGAGGCUGAGCGGAGAGAGAAGACGAAGAGAGGGGACCUGCAUAUGACAGCUAUAGCACAUUGGGUGAUUGUUGCCCUCCACUACCCUCACCGCCCUCCAAAAACGGCAGAAAUGACAAAGGCCGCUUCAGACCAAAAUAACAGAAAGAACGGCCGACGUUCAUCAUAUCUUGAGCACAUCUUGCAGUCCUCCGCUUCUUUGGAAAUGUUCCUGGCACUCUGA
This is a messenger RNA of Penicillium hordei, 246 nucleotides long. RefSeq lists its product as uncharacterized. The record is from RefSeq and is a predicted model, not a curated record. The transcript has a single exon. NCBI's taxonomy places the organism in Eukaryota, Fungi, Ascomycota, Eurotiomycetes, Eurotiales, Aspergillaceae. The coding region runs from base 1 to 246 and encodes 81 amino acids.